This is a messenger RNA of Fusarium keratoplasticum, 1383 nucleotides long. RefSeq lists its product as uncharacterized. NCBI's taxonomy places the organism in Eukaryota, Fungi, Ascomycota, Sordariomycetes, Hypocreales, Nectriaceae. The transcript is spliced from 3 exons. The coding region runs from base 1 to 1383 and encodes 460 amino acids. Gene Ontology annotation, molecular function: pyridoxal phosphate binding; transaminase activity. Gene Ontology annotation, cellular component: cytosol. The record is from RefSeq and is a predicted model, not a curated record.
AUGGCUCACCCCUUCGUAUCCGACUCGCACAUUCUUCAUCGCGCCAUGGCGAACCGCCCAGAGAAGGUGAUUUCAGCUUCUGGCGUCUCCCUCUUCCUCGAAGAUGGUCGCGAGAUCCUGGAUGCCUCAGCCGGGCCAUCCGUCUCUUGCCUCGGGUUCGGCAGGCCUGAGAUUGCGGAAGCUGUGAGCAGUCAGAUCAGCCAGCUCUCUUAUCUCUACUCGGGAGCACGGUUCACCUGUGAUGCCACGGAAGAGCUUGCCUCUCUGCUUCUGCAGGGACAGCCUGGAGGACUUUCCAAGGCUAUCUUUGUCAACUCUGGCAGCGAGGCUACUGAUGCUGCCAUCAAGCUGGCGACGCAAUACUGGCACGAAAGGGGUAUGCCCGAGAAGCGCCACUUUAUUGCGCGAAAGCAGAGCUACCACGGAAACACGAUAGGCGCGCUCUGUGUGUCGGGUCAUGACUCGCGUCGAGCCAUGUAUCGCGACUGGUUGUCAUCCAACGUCAGUUUCGUGGAUCCUUGCUUCUCUUAUCGGCUCAAGGGCCAUAAAGAGACCAACGAUGAAUAUGUCAAGCGCCUGGCAGACCAGCUAGAGGCUGAGAUUCUUCGAGUCGGCCGCGAGAGCGUCGCUGCGUUCGUGGCCGAGACAGUUAGCGGGACAACUUUGGGUUGUCUCCCCGCCGCGCCUGGGUACUUCAAGGCAGUUCGAACGAUCUGCGACAAGUACGAUGUUCUUCUCAUCUUGGACGAGAUCAUGUGUGGAAUGGGCAAAACUGGCACUAUGCACGCCUGGGAACAGGAAAACAUUUCAGGCCCUGACAUUCAGACUAUUGGCAAGGCUUUGGGUGGAGGGUACAUCCCCCUGUCUGGGGUACUACUCCGCAGCAAGAUCUUUGAUGCCCUUGCCGAUGGAUCAGGGCUUUUGGCCCAUGGCCAUACGUUUCAGGCGCAUCCGGUAGCUUGCGCCGCAGCGCUCGAGGUUCAGCGCAUCAUCCGCGAUGAAGACCUCCUCGGCAACGUGGCACGAAUGGGCCAAGUCCUCGAGGAACUCUUGAAAGAGGGGAUUGGUCCACUAGAGUAUGUAGGCGAUAUCCGGGGCCGAGGUCUCUUCUGGGCGGUCGAGUUUGUGCAGGACCGAGCUGCCAAGACCCCCUUUCCCGCGGGCCUAAGACUUUGCCACCAGAUUGUGGACAAGGCGCUUGACUUGGGCUUGAACAUUCUGGGGAACCUUGGUACAACAGGGGAGGUUCAUGUUGACCAUGUUAUCAUGGCUCCGCCGUAUGUGGUGACAGAGUCCGAGCUUAGGCGCAUGGUUGGGAUUCUGAGGGAGGCGAUCGAGGCUGUUACUCGUCAAGUUUGCCACACUGAGUCCGCGAGACUCUGA